Ruditapes philippinarum (Manila clam) is the source of this 809-nucleotide messenger RNA. Its product is annotated as carbohydrate sulfotransferase 1-like. Gene Ontology annotation, biological process: N-acetylglucosamine metabolic process; sulfur compound metabolic process. Bases 1 to 711 code for a protein of 236 amino acids. The transcript has a single exon. The record is from RefSeq and is a predicted model, not a curated record. Gene Ontology annotation, molecular function: N-acetylglucosamine 6-O-sulfotransferase activity. Lineage: Eukaryota; Metazoa; Mollusca; Bivalvia; Venerida; Veneridae.
AUGGGAGCGUUUACAAAUUGCAUGAAAGAACAAAAGGAGAAUCAAACGCCUAAUUUGCAAAGAUGUUUCGUUGAAGCAACAGGUCUGUGUAAGAAGGCGCCGUUGAGGAUUAUAAAAUUUAUACGUUUAAAGAUGAAAGAUGCAGCAAAGUUGUUAUUAUUAUAUCCCAAUUUGAAAAUAAUUCAUUUAGUAAGAGAUCCUAGAGGUAUAAUGAACUCUAGAUUCAAAAUUCAUAUGGCGUCAGAGGAUAAAAUAAAAUCUCAAGCAGACAGACAUUGUACAACAGUUUAUGAAAAUCUGAAAAUUUCAAAAGAAAUAACAUCUGAAUUUCCAGGCAGACUAAAAAUCAUUCUCUACGAGGAUUUGGCUGAAAGACCUCUGGAAACUGCUCAGGCUAUGUUUAGAUUUUCAGCAAUACCAUUUAGUGACUAUAUACGAACAUCCAUCGAAGGGCAAACGAGCGCUCAACGAAAUUCGGGAAAAUACACGACUCUUAGAAGAAAUUCAACUGUCACUGCAAAUACAUGGAGAAAGCAAAUAAGAUUUAAAGUUCAAAAAAUUGUAUAUAAUUCAUGUUUGAAAAGCAAUAAAAUUCUUGGGUACCUUCCGCUAUCAUCUGAAAAAGACUUAAGAAACUUAACUGUUGCGUCUAGAAAGAAACUCGAUGUCAACACUGAACUUUUGAAAAGUAAAAUCAAGUAUUCCUCUUAAUCGUGAAUAAGUUGAUUAACGAAAAAUAUAUUUCGGAUAGUUGUCUUUCAUUGUCAUAUAUCGUGUUGGAGUCGAGGGAAAUGAAGUGUUAUAAGAAU